AUGGAGUCUGCGGUGCCCAUAGCGUCCCAGACCAAUUCUUCAGACUACUAUGACGACGACUCUCAAUUUUUGGAAGCUCUGAAUACCACUGUACUCCCUGGAGAUGUGCCCAUAUGCAGUCCUCUAAGAGAUCAGUCUUUAGUACCAUCUCAAACUUGUGACACCCUUCCCCCAACCCAACCCUCUACAAAGCGACGUCGUGACGAUUUUCAAUCUCCAGAAGAAAAGGAUGGGGUACAAAUCCCGUCUGAAGAUGAGGUCUACGGACCAGCUCAUUUUGGAGAUUUUGGAGAGUAUAUGCGAAGGAAGAGGGCCAAACUUCAAAUACAGAACAGUGAUCUGGCGCAGUCCCGUGAAUCUGGGAUAUUCAAGGGUCUGUCGAUAUAUGUCAAUGGAUGGACCCGUCCAUCUGUGCAACACUUGCGACAGAUGAUAGUUCAGCAUGGUGGUGUUUUUCAGGCCUAUCUUACAAAAAAAUCCGUUGUCACCCAUAUCAUCACAUGCUCCCUCACUCCUGCGAAAAUCCGAGAGUUUAAGCAUAUGAAAGUUGUUCGUCCUGAAUGGCUUACUGAAAGCAUUAAGAACGGGAAACUUUUGUCAUGGAAAGAUUUUAAAUAUGUGCAUCAGGAGCGCAUUGAACCUACUCAAGGGGCCAAGAGCAAUCAAGAAAGCCUUCUUCAAGCCACCAAAUCUGCACCAUCAACGAUCCCGCCGGUUGAUCCGCUAAGCAACACUACACCACUGGCGUUCAAACAUCCAGUAUCCGCGGAAUUGAAUGCCGAGGAACAGCAUUCAGCCCAUGAUUCCAUACCUGGUAGCGAUCCAUGCAACAAAGGAGAUCAACCACGGUUACCCAGCUAUGCUGCUGACGAGUCUAACCCAAACGCGAAACGGGCAAUGGCCAAUCCUGAAUGGCGAAAAGCUCAUACCUCGGUAUCUACAGACUUUAUUGAUGGCUAUUACAAAAACUCGCGUCUCCAUCACUUAUCUACCUGGAAGUCUGAGUUGAAGAAUCUUGUUCAAGAAGCACAAGAACGCGCUGAAUCUGGCUCGUCAUCGGAACGUGUUGGAAAGAUAGCUUCUGAGCAACACGAAGGAUUCUCUGGUGGCCUCAGUAUGAAAGGAUCUGAAUUCGUCAUGAGGUCUCCAAAAAAGUGGAAAGGUAAAGAAAGAGCUACAGGCGAUGAGGACCGAGUUAUCAUGCAUUGCGAUUUCGACUGUUUCUUCGUGUCUGCUGGUUUGGUUUCCCGUCCGGAAUUGAAAGGGAAACCCGUUGUAGUGUGUCACUCGCAAGGUAGUCAGGGCGGGGCUUCCAGCACUAGCGAAAUUGCUAGUGCCAGUUAUGAAGCCAGGGGGUUUGGUAUCAAGAACGGUAUGAGCUUACAGCAAGCUCGUCAAUUAUGCCCUGAUAUCAUAACUAUACCUUAUGAAUUCGAUCGCUAUAAGGAAUAUUCUCUCAAGUUCUACACAGUCUUAAUGGCACACGCCGAUGACCUUCAAGCUGUCUCCGUCGAUGAAGCGCUUAUUGAUGUAACUACUGCCGUCAACCAAUUACGGGUACAAAGUGGCGCACACAAUCCAGCAAAAGACUUUGCAGAAAUAAUUCGUGCUCAGGUGCACUACGCGACAAAAUGCGAAAUCAGCAUCGGUAUAUCACACAACAUACUACUGGCUCGGCUUGCUACACGACGCGCUAAACCAGCAGGUUCUUAUCAUUUGUUACCUGAAAAUAUCCCAGAAAUAAUGGCUCCAUUACAAAUUUCCGAUCUCCAUGGAUUUGGUUGGUCAACCAAACGGAAAGCACAAGAAAAGCUUGGAGUAAUCACUCUCGGAGAACUGGCGAAGAAAAGCAAAGGCGUUCUGAUAGAGGCCCUUGGAAAGGCUACAGGCGAAACGCUAUACAACGCUAUCCGUGGUGUUGAUGACAAGAAGUUGGAAUCCGAUAAACCUAGGAAAUCAGUAUCAUGCGAGAUAAACUAUGGCAUUCGUUUCGAGAACAAUGAACAGGCUGAAUCAUUUAUUCGUCAAAUGGCAACUGAAGUAAAAAAAAGAUUGGAUGCAAUUAACAUGGUGGGCCGAUCGAUAACUUUGAAGAUUAUGAAACGUGAUCCGACAGCCCCAGUCGAGCCACCAAAAUUUCUAGGGCAUGGCGCAUGCGAUCUCUUCAACAAACAAAUGCCUCUCAUUGAUCCCGGAGGAAAGGCAACGAGUGAUGCAGAAAUCAUUGGGAAUCACGCCUGCAAGUUGUUGAAAUCAUUUCAUUUCGACCCAAAAGAAUUAAGGGGCAUUGGGAUACAAGUACAGAAGCUUGAAUCCUGUACGGCUGCCAUAAUGGUACCGCAAGGGCAAGCAUUACUUCCCUUUAAAAGUAAAACUUCAAGUUCAACAGAUGCCUCCAAUACCGCUGGGUAUAAUAAGCAAACUCCGGAAAGGAGCAGCGACGCUGGUUUUGCUCUAGCGAACCCAACGACACACACACAUGCUGAUUUUGACUUGCCAUCUUUUUCUCAAGUUGAUAUGUCUGUGUUUGAAGCUCUUCCUAGGGAUGUCCGGGAGGAACUCGAGACCGAGUACAAGCGCCGUUCAGCCUCCCCUUUCACUUCUGCAGGUCCUAUUGGUGACCCUAUGAAAAGUCUUGCUCCUCAACAAGUUCAGGUAACCAAACGAAGGUCUGUUACUCCAUCCGUUUUCCCUCAAAAACCAGAAGGAAGAGGGUCAAACUACAAGCGAAUCGCGCAGCAGCUCGCACCUCGCACUGGUGCCAGUGUUUCGCCUCAGAAGAGUUCCAUAUACACGUGGGCAAAGAAACUUCAGGAAAAGAAGAAGCCGACUGGUGUCAGAAUCACAAAUGUGGCCUUGAGGGAUCUGAACCUUGACCCUGAUGUCUUUUUCAUGUUGCCCUUGAAGGUGCAGCGCGAGCAACUUGUGAGGGCACGCCUAAUCAAGCAAAAAGGCGCCAUUCCGGAACCUCCCCCAAAGAAGAAGAUUUUGAAGCCCCGCAAGCACGAACUGCCUCCGGAUUUUGUACCCUAUCGUGCUCCCAAACCGAAGGCGAAUCAUCCUCCGCCACCCUUUCUCCGCCAACAAGGGCCCAAUAAAGGGGAAAAAUUGUACUUUACGGAGACAGAUGAUAUUCAGGCUGUUGUGGAAAAGUGGGUUAUGGCAUACAGGCAUUGGGCACCUCGUAACAAGGACGUUGAGUUCUUGUCAAAAUUUUUGGUGCAAUCUGUCGACCGUUCGAAAGCGACGGACGUAGGUGUUGAGCGGGCAGUGGCAGUGAUGAAGUGGUGGAUGGUUUUGCUCCGACGAUUCUUUCCCACUUCUGAGUAUCUAGAUGAGGACGACCUUGCUUGUAGCCAGAGAGACACUGUUGGGGAAGCUUGGUGGGAUGCUUUAUAUGGAGUGCAAGAUGAAAUGGAUAAUGUCACUGCGAAGAGGUUCGGGGGUCGACUUUCCUACAAAUAG
This is a messenger RNA of Psilocybe cubensis, 3465 nucleotides long. RefSeq lists its product as uncharacterized. Gene Ontology annotation, molecular function: deoxycytidyl transferase activity; damaged DNA binding; DNA-directed DNA polymerase activity. The record is from RefSeq and is a predicted model, not a curated record. Gene Ontology annotation, cellular component: nucleus. The transcript has 8 exons. NCBI's taxonomy places the organism in Eukaryota, Fungi, Basidiomycota, Agaricomycetes, Agaricales, Agrocybaceae. Gene Ontology annotation, biological process: error-free translesion synthesis; error-prone translesion synthesis. The coding region runs from base 1 to 3465 and encodes 1154 amino acids.